This is a messenger RNA of Guillardia theta CCMP2712, 897 nucleotides long. RefSeq lists its product as hypothetical. The coding region runs from base 36 to 806 and encodes 256 amino acids. Gene Ontology annotation, cellular component: nucleus. Gene Ontology annotation, biological process: positive regulation of DNA-templated transcription. The transcript has 12 exons. Gene Ontology annotation, molecular function: transcription coactivator activity; chromatin DNA binding. The record is from RefSeq and is a predicted model, not a curated record. Lineage: Eukaryota; Cryptophyceae; Pyrenomonadales; Geminigeraceae.
AAGGUUUUGCGAGGACUAUCUCAACACAGUUUUCCAUGGCUCUUAAUCCACCACUCAUACCGGGUCAAGGCCUUCCCCUGCCUGUUCACGGAGAACUUUUCAUCCUGCAAAGAAGCGAAGUUCGAUUCGAAGCAGAAAUCCUUGGUCAGACCAAGAGGACGUAUGAUCACAAAGGAAAUCUCUAUCUUUCAACUCUCAGAAUGGUCUUCGUAAAGGAUGCGAAUGAUACAGCAAACAGAGGCUGGUUCAGUCUGGGCCCAGAACAUGCCAACGAUUUGAUUGCUUACGAUAUUCCUUUGAGUUUGCUUCGCCAAGAACGCUUCAAUCAGCCAAUCUUUGGCUGCAACAACAUAGAAGCGAUCUGCUUGCCCCUGCCAGGCACGGAUGGGGAAACACACAUCAAGUUGUCUUUCUACUCAGGAGGAGUAGGAACGUUCCUGCCUCUGUUUUUUGACUUGCUAAAUCGUAACCGGCAUCCCUCCGGAACCAUGGACGAGAACUUUCGCACGGCUGUGUCUUCGGGUCAAUUCAUGAGAGCUGCAUACAUUGAUCCCAACGAUCCUUCGAUGAUCUUCGUAUCAUCACAGCCUGCUACCCCACAGAGCAACUCUCUGAGCAGAGACGAUUACUACAGACUUGGUCCUCAGGCUGCUGUCGCAUCGCCCACCGUCCAGCCUGCCCCGGAGCCCAGAGCACCCGUCAUCAUUCCAACUGCUACCCCGAUCCAUGAGGAGCGACCUGCUCCGAGCAGCUCUUCCUCCCCGUCAGUUCCUGAUGGGUGGACUGUCGUGUCGCCUUCCAAGUAGGACGGAGAGAAAAGGGACAUCGUACUUGUACAUAUAGGAAGAACCCUUAAAGGUUCGAUUGAAAUUUCAAUAGAUCCGAGAUUGGAGGAUC